AUGGAAAAUAAAAAUAAUACAUUUAAAAAUUUAUUAUCAGAUAAAAUUAAAAAAAAAGAUAACUUAAAAGAAUUAAAAGUAGAAUUUAGAAAAAAUGAACAAGAAAAUAACGAAAAGAAAAAUACUUUAAUAAAGGAAAAUUAUGAAAAAAUGAAUGAAGAAAAUAUAAAAUGUAUUAAUAAUAAGGAUAAUGUAACUGAUAUUACUUUUGUGAAUGAGAUAACAAAUAGAAAUGAUCUUUAUAAUUUCAAUAAAAAUGAUAAAAAUAUAAUAAUAAAUAAUAAUUAUACAGAAAAUAAAAAUGUACAAAGAAAUAAUGAUGCUAAUAAAAAUGAAGAAACUUUAUAUAAUAUAAACGAUGAUAACGCUAAUAUUAGUAACAGUGUUAUUAAUAAAAGUGUACAUAUUAUAAAUAAUAGUAUAUAUAAUAUAAAAAAUAAUUUAACUAGUAUUAAAAAUAUUAUAAAUUUAAAUGAAGAAUCAGAAGAUGAAACAAUUUCGGAGAGUUGUAGAAGUGGUGAUAGUAGUAUAGUGAGAACUUUCGAAAAUUUAAAAGAUGAUGAAUAUUUGGAUAAUAAAAAUAAUGAAGAUUUAGAAUUAUUACUAAAGACGGUAAUAAAUACAAAAAAGGAGGAAAAACAAUUGACUACAUUGGAUAUCAUUGAUGAAUGCAUAUCUAUAGGAAAUAUUUAUAGUUUACAUAAAAAUAAACAAGAGAUUAAUAAAAUUAAUAAUUCUGCAUCAAAAAAUGAAGAUAUAACUAAUGAAAAAAAAAGUUCACUAGAAAAUAGUGAGGUUGAUGAUAAUUAUAUAGAGGACAUUGAUUUAGACAAUAUAAAUGACUUUUUAAAAAUUAAUACAGUAGAAAAUUAUAAUGAGGACAAUAUUGAGAAUACUUCAAAAAUUAUAACAGAACAAAACAUUGUUAAAAUUAAAGAUGGAAAUUUAGGUAAAGAGGCAAUACAUAAAUUUAAAGAUUUUUUUCAAAAUGAAGAAAAUAAAUUAACAUACACAAUAAAAACAUUUUUAAAAAAAAAAAAAUUUAAUGUGUUGUUUAAAGAUAAAAAAAAAAUAUGUUAUUUCAUUUUACACAUAUUUUUUUUCUUUUCUUAUGCAUUUUUUGCUAUUUUUUUUAUUUUCCUUAAAAGAAUUUUUUAUCAUAUAAUAUUUGAUCAAGAUUUGUAA
Messenger RNA from Plasmodium relictum, 1185 nucleotides. Its product is annotated as conserved Plasmodium protein, unknown function. Lineage: Eukaryota; Apicomplexa; Aconoidasida; Haemosporida; Plasmodiidae. Bases 1 to 1185 code for a protein of 394 amino acids. The record is from RefSeq and is a predicted model, not a curated record. The transcript has 3 exons.